Messenger RNA from Brienomyrus brachyistius, 4725 nucleotides. RefSeq names its product oxysterol-binding protein-related protein 8-like. Gene Ontology annotation, cellular component: membrane; cytosol; intracellular membrane-bounded organelle. The coding region runs from base 456 to 3179 and encodes 907 amino acids. Lineage: Eukaryota; Metazoa; Chordata; Actinopteri; Osteoglossiformes; Mormyridae. Gene Ontology annotation, molecular function: cholesterol binding. The record is from RefSeq and is a predicted model, not a curated record. The transcript has 24 exons.
GUCGAUUACCGAUCCCACAUUACCUGAAAGAAAGAAGCGCAGCAGCUCUUGUCGCUAGAGAAUGAAACCACGCAAAGGCAAAACGGAUGUACGAUGACAAAUAAGGCUGGUCGCGUAUGGACCGAAGGAUGCAAAAAAUGGAAUAGAAGUAUUCAUUCUCGCGAGUUCAUAAAUGCAUUAGCUGUAUGUCGCGGCUAAAUUGAAUUUACUGGGACAUGACCAUUAGCUUGAUGCCACUAUAGCUAUCAGAGCCCGCGUCGCUGUAUUGAAAAGUUGUGCCUGGUUACGCCAACGGAAAUUGUACAUAGGUGCCGGAAUUACUGCUUGGAAACUUUAAAACUAGGUUGUGUACCGGAUACACGCUGUGCCUCUAACAGGCAUCUGGAUCCAAGCGACAGUCAUGAAGGUUCCUGCAUAGUAGUUACAGACACGACGUCAUAGUGGACACAGGCACCAUGGAGCCUUACACUGAGACCCAAAACGAACCGGACAAGACUCUGCACCAUGCCGAGAUCAGGGACCCCCCUGCAACAUCAACUGCCUUAAUGCCCAGUGACGAUGCCCAGCUCCUGACCCCGGGAAGGAUGAGUCAGAGGGGGAAGGAGAGCCUGCAGGUGCCUGGCAGAGACCUCCUGAGCAGCCCCUCCGCCAGCCCCGGGGGCAAUUACGGCCAUGGAUUUGAUCGAGGGAAAGAUGACGUCUCCCAGCUCAAAGAAGACCCCUCCAGUUCGAUAUCCAAAAGCAAGUCAGAGACAAAGCUCUACAAUGGGUCUGACAAAGACACUGCAGCCUCCGGGAGCAAGCUCACCAAGAAGGAGUCCCUCAGGGUCCAGAAGAAGAACUACAGGGAGGAGAAGAAGCGUGCUACCAAGGAGCUGCUGAGCACCAUCACGGAUCCGUCCGUCAUCGUCAUGGCCGACUGGCUCAAGAUCCGGGGCACGCUGAAGAGCUGGACCAAGUUGUGGUGUGUGCUGAAACCAGGCGUGCUGCUCAUCUACAAGACGCCCAAUAAGGGCCAGUGGGUGGGCACCGUGCUACUGGGCGCCUGCGAGCUCAUCGAAAGGCCCUCCAAGAAGGACGGCUUCUGCUUCAAGCUGUUCCACCCACUGGAGCAGUCUAUCUGGGCUGUCAAGGGUCCCAAGGGGGAGGCGGUGGGCUCCAUCACUCAACCCCUCCCAAGCAGCCACCUUAUCUUCCGCGCUGCUUCCGAGUCCGACGGCCGCUGCUGGAUGGACGCCCUAGAACUGGCGCUGAAGUGCUCCGGCCUGCUGAAGCGCACCAUGAUCCGGGAGGGCAAGGAGGAGCCGGGAUCCGGGACCGAACACUCCCACGUUCGCCUGUACGACCUGCUGCGCUCCAACAACCUGCAGGGCCAUGAGGGCUUCCACUUCAACGACAGCGAGCACUUCAAAGACCCGGACCUGUACUCUGACAAAUCGGACCGAGAGAAUGAGCAGGAGUCCGAGAACGAGGGGCUGGAGAAGAGUGAGGAGAGCGACAGCGACACGUCGGAGCGGCAGGACGACUCCUACAUGGAGCUGGAGCCCAUGGAGGCACUGCAGGAGACUCCCUACACGGAGCAAUCCCACGAGGAGCUGGGGGAGGCAGGCGAAGCUUCGCAGACAGAGACAGUAUCAGAGGAAAACAAAUCUCUGAUAUGGACCUUGCUGAAGCAGGUCAGGCCCGGCAUGGACCUAUCCAAGGUGGUGCUGCCCACGUUCAUCCUGGAGCCACGAUCUUUCCUGGACAAGUUGUCUGACUACUAUUACCAUGCAGACUUCCUGUCCGAGGCGGCUGUGGAGGAGAAUGCAUAUAAUCGGAUGAAGAAGGUGGUCAAGUGGUACCUCUCUGGGUUUUACAAAAAGCCGAAGGGCCUGAAGAAACCAUACAAUCCCAUCAUCGGCGAGACCUUCCGAUGCCUGUGGAUUCACCCCAAGACCAACAGCAAGACCUUCUACAUCUCUGAGCAGGUAUCCCAUCAUCCCCCAGUGUCAGCCUUCUAUGUGAGCAACAGGAAGGAUGGCUUCUGCCUCAGUGGAAGCAUCCUGGCCAAGUCAAAGUUUUACGGAAACUCCCUAUCGGCCAUUCUGGAUGGAGAGGCCCGGCUGACCUUCCUUAAUCGAGGGGAGGAUUACGUCAUGAACAUUCCAUACGCUCACUGUAAAGGAAUCUUAUAUGGGACCAUGACCCUGGAGCUGGGCGGCCAGGUCACCAUCAUGUGUGAGAAGACUGGCUACAGCGCUCAGCUGGAGUUCAAGCUUAAGCCCUUCUUGGGCAGCAACGACAGUGUGAACCAGAUCUCUGGGAAGAUCAAACUGGGGAAGGAGGUUCUGGCCACCCUGGAGGGCCACUGGGAUAGUGAGGUUCUCAUCAACGACAAGAAGACAUGCAUGGUGGAAACCUUCUGGAACCCCACACCGGAUCUGAGGAGAUGCCGGCUGACCCGGAGGACAGUGCCCCUCGAGGACCAAGGAGACUUCGAGUCAGAGAAGCUGUGGCAGCAUGUGACCCGGGCGAUCAACAACAAGGACCAAACAGAGGCCACCAACGAGAAGUUCCUCCUGGAGGAAGCACAGAGGAAAUCGGCGCGCGAGCGCAAGGCCAAGUGUGAGGCGUGGAUCCCAGGACUGUUCGAGCAGGACCCAAUCACAGGAGAGUGGCAUUAUAAAUAUGCCGACACCCGUCCCUGGGACCCCCUGAAUGAUUUGAUUCAGUUUGAGAAAGACGGCUGCAUCCAGACCAAUGUGCGCCACCGCACUCCCAUGGUACGUUCUGGCAGUGUAGUUAGUCUCAGUGUCCAAGGGGCCAGGAGAGACCAAUACAAAUGUCAGGUCACCGUGCCCAAGCGCAAACACAAGCAAGGUGAUGCAGCGAAGAGCAAAGUGAGUGGCGGCUCAUCCCCAGAACCCGAGCAUCACGACUCGUCCGGCAGCGAGAGACACAAGAGCAAACACAGCAGCCGCUUAAGAAAGAAAGGGGCGGACCUGAGUGAACUUCAAAGUGCCAUCGAAUCCAUAAAACGGACCCAGGAGGACAUUAACAGGAACAUCGCCACCCUGCGUGGCCUCCUGGCACCCGCGCACGCCCAUGCAGACGGCAGCGUCCUGCAGCACCGUGACUUCAUCCUGGUGAUCUUCCUCGUCCUGAUCCAGAUCGUCAUCAACUUCCUGUUCAAAUGAGGGCAGCCUGCAUUUACGGACUCGGACGUUUUGAAUGGGGCCUGGAAGGGGGAGGAGCCAGUGGUGGGACUAAAGUUGAUGAGCCAGUUUCUUGAGGCUUCAUUCCUGCAUGCCUGCAGGAUGAGGGCCUUGUCGUUCAGCAACAGCCAGGCCCACCUACAGGGGGCGCCACAAGACCACUCCUUUUUUUUAACCUUUUAAUUUCAAGUUUGUACAAUUACUGGGAAAUUUGUACAUUUUGAUGAUAAGGGGGGUGUGAAUCUGUUUGGAGUGACACAGUUUUCCUGUCAAGGUCAUUGAAUGAACUGAUGCCACCAUAACAGGACAGUAACUCUCUAACACAGUUUAAAUGUUUUUUCAACUCGUUUUUUAUUUUUAUUAUUACUUUUUUGGUAUUUUUACUACUUUCCAGUUGGUUCCCUGAGACGGGGUAUAAAAAGAGGAAAACGGUGGUCCAGCUUAUGAAGGAAAUUGCGUGGAAAAUGACUUUUAUAGUAAAACAAAUUGUGUAAGGAUAAUUUCAGUGGAAUUUCAUUAUACCCAUUUUUGACUGCCUGACCUGGUAAUGAAACAGAAACUCGUGUGGAGGUUUUAUGGCACGUACACAAUGGAACAGAAAAUGUAUACUAGUAUCCACAGGAAGUAUUAAUGCAACUGUAGGAAAUCCUACUGUUCAGACGCAAUGAAGGGAAAGCAAAAGAUGAAUGCAGAUAAAAGCAAUUUCUCAUACACGCUCGAAGUGGUCUCCAAUCUCUGUAGACUGCAAUACUGUAUCUACAACAGGCAUAGUGCAUUACAACAAAGUAGGAUAUGUACGUACUCAGUGAACAAGUGUGGUAGAUUUUUUUAACAGCCGUAUGUAUAGAACACUUCGUAAGGCCUUUGUCUGUUACCUUCACUCUCAUUAUUCUCACAAUUUGCUGUACUCACUGCAAUCCACAGAACUGUAGAAAUGCGAUCGCUUUUCAGUGCCUUGUUGUUUGGCUUUGGGGAGACAGCAGAGCGUGGACAACAUUGUGGAUUUGCUGUGCCAUAAGAAGCCUUGCAGAAAAGGUCUCGCUGCGCCAGUGUUCCCCAGCCCAGUACAUGGGAACCCCAUAUAGUUCACCUUUUAGUUCUCUCCCUGUUCAAUGUUCUACGAUUAGCUGGGAGCUGGGAGGAAGCAAAUAUGUGUAUGGUGUGGGGGUUCCCCAUGCACUGGGCUGGGAACACUGCGCUACGUGAUCGAGGCCCUGAUCUGCUUGAUCUGUCCCGUUCUUAUGUUCCGAUUUAGGCUUUACUUAUAAUAAUAAAACCACUAAGAAGGGUCCAUAGUCAGUCAUUUUCACUUUUAUAAAUGCAAUUUUAAUUUUAUAAGUCACUCAGCUGUCAUAAUUGUUUUUACAUUGGUUAUAGAAAUCAUUACAAUUUAUGACAACAUCCAUGUCUUGUACCACCAUAGCGGUGAUAUUUAUUUUCUAUGAUAAACUGGUUUCAAAGUUUUAACCUUAUCUGAAGCAAUCUGUAUCGCCAAAUAAAUAUUGACAUGGUCAUUAAUGGAUCAUAA